AGAGAGUGUUUGAGGGAAAAGAGGAAAGCCUUCAGUAGAAUGGAUAUGUGCCCUCACUCCUCCACCCUUGCUUCUCCUCUCUCCUCUUCCUCCUCUCUCUGGCUCUCUUCGCCCUCCUGGGUACCCUCACUGCUGGUCCUCAGGGUAACUGGAGUCUCGUCGGGUGGACAGGCGGCUGAAAAUUGAACUUCGAUGUCAGCUGGAGAUCAGAAGAAUGGUGGUGACAAAGCUGAAGUUCCUGGGUGUUCCAGCUGGGCGGGUGGGGCUGCAGCUGUGGGUGGAGCGGGUGAGGCCAGAGACUCCACCCAGCACCGCAGCAGCCAUGUCCUCAGAGGAAGUCCUGCAGGUGCAGAGCGACACCAUCACUGCUAUUAACCAGGAGAACAAGGAGCUGCAGGAGAUAAAGGCCGUCUGGAGGGAAACUGAGACACCACUAAAAAACUCUGUGCCCGAGGUGUGGCCAGAGGUGGAGAGGGCUGAGUGUUUGGCCCGCGGUGCUGCCCUGAAGUGGGCGUCAGGUGUUUUCUGUCGCCCUGAACACCUGGAGCGACUAAGCCACUACAAGAAGAGAGAAAGUCAGAGGACCGCCUCCGUUCACACCAGACUGAAGGCGAUGGUGCAGUCCUACCUGGAGGGGGUGGGCUGGGGUCUGGAGCAUCUCCGGGAGUCCAGAGCCGAGCUGAAGGAGGCGUCUCACACUUUGAAGAAAGCAGGACUGGAGUCGGAUGGAAACACAGAGGGCAUGAAGUCUCUGGAGAGGCUGAGGGAGGUGUCGGUGAACCACCAUCAGCUCCUCGCUGCCGUCAGUAACCUGCCACGACUUUACUCAGUUGGUAGCAUGGUGUUGGAGACAGAGCGAUUGGUGGAGUCCCGGCGGCUCCUGGAGGCCCACGCCCGGCUGAUGGAUCUGGAGCACUGGCAGGACGACAUCCUCUGGCAGCUUCACGGGGCUGCUGGGACGACAGAAAGUGGACUCAGCGCCGAAGACCAGGAACUGGUGGCCAAGUAUUUCUCUGGAGUCGGGCAGCUGGUGGACGCCCUGGGAAAGGAGCUGUGGGCGGUGGUGAGCAGCGCUCUGGCCCUGGCCCAGCAGAACCCCACGCCGUUUGUGUCAGCCGUCAGGAUCGUAGAGCGGGAGGAGGCUCUGGACCGAGCCCUGCUGGCAGAGAGAGGUCGUCCCGGAGGCAGCAGCAGGCCCCUGCCUGCUGGACGACCUCGCUGUUGGAGAGCACGUUUCUUCCAGGUACUAGAGGAGGCGGUGUCUGCACGCUUUCGCAGCGUUUCCUACCUGCACACGCGAGGUCCAGGUCUGGCGGGUCACCUGUCGGCUCUGCAGCACGGCAUCAUGGCUGACCUGGACACCGUACGCCACCUGCUGGAGCACUGCGUCCCACCGUACUACCAGCUGACCGGAGCCUACCUUAGGGCCAGCCACCGCUGCUUACGCACUCACCUGGCACAGGUUAGCAGCUGGGACCUGGAGAGCGGUGAAAUCUUUGCUGUGCUUAACUGGGUGUUGCACGUCUACAACAGCCCGGACAUGAUGGGCCACCCCGACAUGCUGGCGGAGCUGCAGAGUGCCGACCUGGGACCGCUCAUCUCCACCGAAGGGCUGGAACAGCUGCAGAGUAGAUACGUGCAGAGUGUUCGGAAGAGUGUAUCAGAGUGGAUGCACAAAGCACUGCAGGUGGAGCUCCAGGACUGGCAGAGAGAUCAGGAGCCGGAUACAGACCACGAAGGUUUCUACCAAACCAGCCUGCCCACCAUCAUCACACAGAUGCUGGAGGAGAACGCCCGGGUAGCUCUGAUGAUUGGAGAAUCCCUUCGAGACCAGACCAUACAGAUGGGGCUGUAUGAGAUGGAGAACCUCCUCAACAGGUUUCGGGAAGCACUGGUUGAAUUUGGGAAGGAACAUCGCAGAGAUCCAAGCAACAACAAAACCAAGUUCUACCUCCAUUACCUGCUGGCCUCCAUCAGCAACUGCAUCAUCCUGAAGAAGUCCACAGAGGGGCUGCAGCAGCAGUCGUCCCACUCAGCCAGCCAGUUUUCUCGCACCCCUCCCAACCCCCUGGCAGCUCUGGACAGGGCAGUGCGGCGGGCGUGUCGCCUGGUCAUGGAUCAGCUGAUGCUGGACCUUCAGCCGUUUCUCCCGGGUUUGCUGACCCGACCCUGGCUGGUCCAGGGAGAUCCCACUCCUAAACUAUGCAGCGUGCUGGAACAUCAUCUGGAUCUGUACAGCCGAGUUCGACUGCCCUGCCAGCAGUGCCUGCAGGAGGAGGCCCAGUGGGUGGUGGUGGUGGAGUACGUCAGGGCUCUGAUGCAGAAGAGGCUGGUCUGCCGUAGCAGCGAGGACAGGAGGCAGCUCGCACAGCAGAUGCUUCAGGAUGACCAGCUGUUCAGAGAAACCUUCCACAGCCUGGAAGGAGAGGAGUCAGUGCCUGAGGUGAAUCCAUUGGCCUUGCUCCCUGUCCUGGCUGACUUCAUCCGACUUAAAGACCCCGGCAUGCUCACGCUGGAAGUGUUGGGACUUGCAGCCAAAUACCCCGACAUCAGUGAUGAGCACGUGUCCGUGCUACUCGACAUCCGCGGUGACGUCUCCAGAGACACCAGAGUCUCCGUGCUGGACUUACUGGAGCACAGCGCCCCUCCUCUUCCAGUGGGAUACCGCCCCAUCUUCACCGAUAUCCUGGUGCCCCCAUCCACCAUGGCCUUCUGUCUGCCAACAGCAAACUUUUUCUCAAGUUUCUGCAGUUGAUGCUCCAGAUUUGGCCAAAACCGAGCUGCCCAGUUAAAGCCUGGAUUCAUUCAUAUGUUCAGUCACAUGGAUAACUCAUCGCAAACUUAAGGACUCUGAUAGGAAAAAUGAUUUUUUUUAUUUGAGUAUGCUAGUUGCUAUCCUUCUGUAAUGGUCAGACUCAGUAUUACCUUUCAUGGAUCAUAACUUUUUACAUGCAAUCCCCUUUCCUGAAGUUUUUCUUCAACAAAUUCAGGACAAGAGGGUUUGUUAUUUAAACUAAUGGGGCUUUUUAAACAAAACUCACCUCCUGCAUUUUAUGCCUCAUUCAUUGGUCAUAAUGCAGUGUUUAAUGUUUUGCUGAGUCCCAGAGAAAACGUACUUGUAAGCCUUCAAACUCACCCUGAUUAUGUAAAAAUGGUCAGAAAAUAUCAUUAAAAGGAGUGUUUCACUCAGAAAUGACUUGAGGUGAAAAGUACAAAAUAAACUGAAAAGAAAAAAAUGAGUAAUUUUAUAUUAAAAAUUAUAAAAAGGAUGGAUGAAAGCUGUUUAUCAUUCCUUCAUUUUCUACGCUGCUUACACACCAUCGCAGGAAAGCUGGAGUCUACCCCAGCGAUUAGCAGGUGUACCUGGACAGGUACAGCCAACCCUUCGCAGGACCAUCACAAAGAGACAAACAGCCACUCCGACUUUGGGAGGAUUUAGUGUUUUAUUUAAAGCAUAAUAAUUUAGUUUAGGUUUCUCCUACACGAGCAGCUCUGGCUGCUAAACCAGCAUCAGAAAACUCUGUUUUUAUUUCCCCUUCAGUAACUUAAUCUCAUGUUGUUCUAUUAAAAAUGUAUUUAUUGUAUUUAUGUGAUUUUAUUGUUUCCUUUUAAUAAAUGUCUCUACU
Melanotaenia boesemani (Boeseman's rainbowfish) is the source of this 3626-nucleotide messenger RNA. RefSeq names its product exocyst complex component 3-like 1 (gene exoc3l1). NCBI's taxonomy places the organism in Eukaryota, Metazoa, Chordata, Actinopteri, Atheriniformes, Melanotaeniidae. Bases 215 to 2755 code for a protein of 846 amino acids. The record is from RefSeq and is a predicted model, not a curated record. The transcript has 17 exons. Gene Ontology annotation, cellular component: exocyst. Gene Ontology annotation, molecular function: SNARE binding. Gene Ontology annotation, biological process: exocyst localization; exocytosis.